Molecule: messenger RNA, 2400 nt
Organism: Drosophila obscura
Lineage: Eukaryota; Metazoa; Arthropoda; Insecta; Diptera; Drosophilidae
Gene: Pka-R2
Product: cAMP-dependent protein kinase type II regulatory subunit
Exons: 10
Coding region: 362-1492 (376 amino acids)
Biological process (GO): regulation of protein phosphorylation
Cellular component (GO): cAMP-dependent protein kinase complex
Molecular function (GO): cAMP-dependent protein kinase regulator activity
Source: RefSeq, a predicted model, not a curated record
UCGACCAUGCCGCCCCAAAGUUCCAACUAGACUCCAACCAAACCAACUAAAUACUUUGCGCGGACCGUUGUGGCGUCGUCGAUUCUACGGUCAUCGGAUUAUGCGUUCUGCGUGCGUUUAAAAAUUAAAAACCAUAAAAAAAUCAGCAACAAGAGGCAAGAGAGGAAGCACAGAGACAAGAGUGGAGCAGCCGAGUAGAGGAGAGAAGUGAAGAGCAGAGAGCAACAAAAGCAGGAGCAUCCAUCAGCAAGUGGCAGUCCCAAACGAAGCCGUUUCAAGCAGCCCAUCAAAGUCCGUUACCGUUCCGUAGGGGAAACCAGCAACAAAGUCAGCAAACAGAGCAAAAAAAAAAUACACAAAUAUGUCGAGCGAUUCGAGUCGGCGUAUCCAAGUGCCCGAGGAGCUGAAGGAGGUCCUUUUGCAGUUCUCCAUUGCGUAUUUGGUGGAGCAGCCCCCAGAUGUGAUCGACUAUGCCGCUGAUUAUUUCAAUAAGCUGCAGGCCAAUCGUCCGGCCCCGGCCAAUCAGGAUCACAGUCAGGAUGAUCAGCAGAGCAUCAACUCCCAGGAUGGAGAAGAGCCACCAGUAAUGCAAAACUCACGCCGCAAAUCAGUCUUUGCCGAGGCGUACGAUCCGGAGGCGGAUGAUGAUGAUGAGGGAGCCACUGCCAUAUUCCCCAAAACAGAUGAACAGCGAGCCCGACUGGUGGAGUCGGUGAAAAAUGUUCUCCUCUUCCGUUCGCUUGAAAAGGAACAGAUGAACCAAGUGCUGGAUGCGAUGUUCGAGAGGAAAGUUCAGCCGGGCGACUAUAUCAUACGCCAGGGCGACGAUGGCGAUAACUUUUAUGUUAUUGAAUCGGGCAUCUACAAAGUCUAUAUUAAUGACAAGCACAUUAACACCUACAAUCACACUGGACUUUUCGGCGAAUUAGCGCUGCUCUACAAUAUGCCCAGGGCGGCCACCGUGCAGGCGGAAACCAACGGUCUUCUGUGGGCCAUGGACCGUCAGACCUUCCGACGCAUUCUCCUGAAGUCUGCAUUCAAGAAGCGAAAAAUGUACGAGGAGUUGUUGAACAACGUGCCCAUGCUCAAGGCCUUGCAGAACUAUGAACGCAUGAAUCUGGCAGAUGCUUUGAUCACAAAGAGCUUCGAAUCCGGUGAACGCAUCAUCAAGCAGGGUGACGCUGCCGAUGGCAUGUACUUCAUUGAGGAGGGCACCGUGUCCGUGCGCAUGGAUCAGGACGAUGCCGAGGUGGAGAUAUCACAGCUGGGCAAGGGCCAGUACUUUGGUGAACUGGCGCUGGUGACACAUCGGCCACGUGCCGCUUCCGUUUACGCCACGGGCGGCCAUGUCCGACUUGCAUUCCUCGAUGUCAGGGCAUUCGAGCGUUUGCUGGGACCUUGCAUGGAUAUUAUGAAGCGCAACAUUGAUGACUACGAGUCACAGUUGGUGAAGAUAUUUGGCAGCAAAAACAAUAUCACCGAUACACGAUAAAAAGUCUGAACCACCAAUAAAUCAAUCAAUCAACCAGCCACCAUAACCAACUAUAGCUAUGACAACAAAUACAGCAGGAACAACAACCAACAACAAACACCUGCGAAAAAAAAGAACACUUGCAGGCUUCAUAGGAUUUUAAUUAGGAUUUCAUUUGGAAAUAUGAGCAAUACCACACCACACCACAGGAACAGACAAGAAACAAAAAAACAAGAAUAACCAAUCAGCAAACAAAGCACAAAUACCAAACAUAUACGAGUACCCACAACACACAAGGACACAAAAAUCAUUACAACUUAAACAUGAAUAUUUAAUUGAUAACUGAAAUUUAAUCUAUAAUAAUAUGCUAAAUAUAAUGAUAAAGAUCAUUCAUGAUGAUGAUAAUGAUGAUGAUGGUGGGAUAUUAUGUUGAUCAUGUUGAGAUUGAGAAGCUUUGCAAAUGUUUCAAACUUAAGAAAUGAGAUAUCAAACAAGUUAAGAAUUGUAUUGUAUGUACGAGUAUUUAGCAAUUGUAAUUUGUAAUGUAAUUUGUAUUCAAUUGAGCGUAAAAUGGUCUCGGAUUCGAACAACAACAGACCAGAACAGUACAGUACAGUACAGCAUUAGUAAAACGAUUGGCGGCUGCUCAACGGAAGGAAUCUACUGUUAAAUCUGCUUAUUUAAGUUUUGUUUAUUCAUAUAUUUUUGUUGUUAUCAAUUGAUUUAUACAUAAUUUAGUCAUAGUGCACUUAUUCUUUCCUUGGCUGCUAACUAUUCGAUCAGCGAAACGCAAAUAUAAAUAUAUCAACUAAGAGCAAAUUGAACACACACACACACACACAUCAAGCAACAAGUUUUAUAUCAUCAGCAGAUCGAAAGAGGAUAAAUACUACAUACAUAUACAUACAUAUACAAAUAUUUAAAAGAAA